Saccharomycopsis crataegensis is the source of this 378-nucleotide messenger RNA. RefSeq lists its product as uncharacterized. The record is from RefSeq and is a predicted model, not a curated record. Bases 1 to 378 code for a protein of 125 amino acids. NCBI's taxonomy places the organism in Eukaryota, Fungi, Ascomycota, Saccharomycetes, Ascoideales, Saccharomycopsidaceae. The transcript has 2 exons.
AUGUCAACAGAAAAAAGUGGAAUAUUAAUUGGACUUAAAUACUUUUGCAGUGUGAGAAUUAUGUACUUUUACAGCAACCACAUGAAAUCUUGCUCCGAUAAUUUGAUCCAUUCGAAAUAUUUACAUACUUCUAAAGUCUAUCCGAGAGAUCUGAUCAAUUUCAAAUUUCAAAUUUCAAAAAAAAAAAAUAAAAAAAUUGGAAAAUUUAUCAGCAAUUUCAAUGUCUGGGGAGGGAAGGGGCAAAAAAAAAAAUUCAUUACGGUAUUGGAUACUGAAAAUGAACUGACUCACAAAUUACAUAGAAAUUCCUUAGAACAAUCCCUUGAAAAUAGCUAUUAUUCAGGGGUUUAUGGGAGCAAUGUCCAGGCGCGAUGGUAG